Populus trichocarpa (black cottonwood) is the source of this 831-nucleotide messenger RNA. RefSeq names its product protein PELPK1. Bases 1 to 831 code for a protein of 276 amino acids. NCBI's taxonomy places the organism in Eukaryota, Viridiplantae, Streptophyta, Magnoliopsida, Malpighiales, Salicaceae. The record is from RefSeq and is a predicted model, not a curated record. The transcript has 4 exons.
AUGGCCAAUCAUAACUUCCCAUUAUUUAUCUUACGGUUUUUCCCACUCUUUGUGAUCAGUAGUUUGUCACUGAUGAACAGCCAGACAAUUCUUGUUGAAGCCCGGCAACUCCUGGAGGUAACAUUGCCUGAGCUUCCCAAGCCUGAAUUGCCUAAGUUGCCACCACUGCCUGAAUUCCCAAAACCUGAACUGCCAGAACUGCCAGAAUUUGAAAUACCAAAACUGCCUGAAUUGCCACCUUUUCUUCAUUUUCCUGAGCUGCCUAAGCCCGCAUUGCCAACUAUCCCCAGGGGCAUCAACCCAUCUCACUCAACUACUAAAGGUGUAAGAGAACUGCAAGAGAGUGAGAGGUAUGGCACCCCUUCCCAAAACCAACGAGGCACAUGCCGUGUGCAUCCCAUAGCCUCUGCUCAAGACGCUUGCUCAAGUCCAGAUCCUCCAUACUCACUUAAUGGCCUUCCAGUUCUCCCACUGAUCGAUGCUGAUGUUACCCAGGACACUAUGGCUUAUCGUCACUUCCCAUCAUCCAUUUUACCACUUAUGGUGAUUAGUAUGUCAUUGAUGAACAGCCAGACAAUUCUGGUAGAGGCACGCCAACUCCUGGAGGCACCAUUGCCUGAGCUUCCAAAGCCUGAACUUCCCAAACCUGAAUUGCCUGAGCUUCCUAAGCCUGAAUUCCCUGAAUUGCCACCAAAACCUGAAUUGCCAAAGUUUGAAGUGCCUCAACUGCCUGAAUUGCCUACUUUUCCCCAUUUGCCUGAGCUGCCUAAGCCCACAUUGCCAACUAUUCCUAAGGACAUCAACCCAUCUCACUCAACAGCUAGUCCUUGA